This is a messenger RNA of Trypanosoma conorhini, 528 nucleotides long. RefSeq lists its product as uncharacterized. NCBI's taxonomy places the organism in Eukaryota, Euglenozoa, Kinetoplastea, Trypanosomatida, Trypanosomatidae. The record is from RefSeq and is a predicted model, not a curated record. The coding region runs from base 1 to 528 and encodes 175 amino acids. The transcript has a single exon.
AUGGCGGCGAGCGGGUUGCCCGCGACCGCCGCCGCGUCGCCGUGUGACGCGCGCGCCGUUGACGCGCAGCUUCUGUACAACAGCUGUGAGGCCGCCGCCGUCGCUCGGCUGCGGCGCGGCCACCGCCACGUCACGGCGACGCGGGUGUGCGCGGGGGCGGUCGCCGCGUGCGUCGCCGGGGCCGGGCUCAUCGCGUCGUGGCAGCACCGCCGCAUCUACCGCGUCUGGCGGCUGCGGCACCCGGCGCGUGUGGCGCAGCAGCGGCGACUGAUGUGGGCCCUUGCCGCCGCCGGGGUGACGCUGCUGCUUUUCCUGCUGAGCCCCGUGGGGUUCAUGGCGCAGCACGAGGCGAGGCUGCGCGAGGUGCGGCAGCUUGACGGCAUUGCGGUGCAGGCGCUGAUGCUGAAGCGGCGGUACGCGGCACUGUCGUCGCGGGCGACGGCAGACUCGGCCGCCGCCUACGAAUGCUGCGAGGAGGCGUGGGCCGCACUCCUGAAGGAGCGCGUGGCGAUUGACGAAAACGUGUAG